UUCGUGGUACAAAAAUUUGGCAACAACGCCAAGUAAUUGAUUCUAACCUCAAUUUUUAGUUUUCAAUUUUGUUUGAAUUUUAAUUAUUAAUAAUUACAAUGUUAUUAAACAGAUGUCAAUAUCUGUUACCGUUCCUUACUGAAAGUACUUUACCAUACAAACCCUUAGUUACAGUUCGUUAUGCAGCGAGAAAGGGUACACGUGAGAGAAGGGAGAAGAAGAAAGUUAAAGUAGUUAAGGAAAAAGUUGCGUUUAUUCCACAUAAUCAGCGUGAUAAGGAGAAGUUGCUUAAAAAUCGUCCCAAAUUGAAGUUUGAUGAUUCAGCGAAGCCCACGCCUAUUGAUAACGUUUAUAUAAUGCGCAAGUAUAAAAUGAUCACGUAUCCGUUCGUCGAAGCCCUACAAUGUCACAGGGAGACGCAUCAUCCUGACAUGUAUAACAAACCAAACGCUGAUGUACAAAUUAAGAUAGAGCUCAAUAUGGUUGCAGAGAGAAAGACACGUCUCCUCGACAACUUUACACGCAUGGCACCUAUGCCUCAUAAAAUAAAUCACGGAGAAGAGCGAUCAAUUCUUGCAUUUGUUAAGGAAGCCGAAUUACAGGAGGCCGCCAGAAAGGCAGGUGCCAGUUUGGCCGGUGGCGUGGAGUUAAUCAAAGAGAUUCAAAGUGGAUCACUAUCUCUGCAAAACUUUCACUUCAUAGUAGCUCAUCCGAGUAUACUCCCAGAGCUGGUUUCGAUACGAGGGUUGCUAAAGAAAAAGUUUCCAAAUCCGAAGAAUGGGACUUUGAAUGCCAAUUUGCAUGACAGUGUAACAAAAUUUAUGAACGGUAUCACGUACAGCGCUAUUAAAGACGAGUAUGAAAAAGAUUUUGGUUUAAUCGAAACUGUAAUUGGCACAUUGGGUAUGGAUGAUGCUCAUUUGGAAGAGAAUUUCGCUAGUCUUCUCCUGGAUGUUUAUGAGAUGAAACCCAAACGUUCAGGUACUUUUAUUUCAAGGUGCUUGAUGAUUAGUCCGCCUUCUCGUGAGAAAUUCAAAGUGGACCAUUCUGUUUAUCUUCCUGUUGAACAAGUAGAAGUUGCACAACCUGAAGAGGAGGAGGAAGAACCUGUAGCUGAAGCAGCUGCAUCAUAGAUUUAGUUGUAAAUUGAAUGUUCAGUAGAUAAUAAACUUAAUUAGUAUA
Messenger RNA from Photinus pyralis (common eastern firefly), 1182 nucleotides. Its product is annotated as 50S ribosomal protein L1-like. NCBI's taxonomy places the organism in Eukaryota, Metazoa, Arthropoda, Insecta, Coleoptera, Lampyridae. The record is from RefSeq and is a predicted model, not a curated record. Bases 99 to 1133 code for a protein of 344 amino acids. The transcript is spliced from 6 exons.